Molecule: messenger RNA, 678 nt
Organism: Ilex paraguariensis (yerba mate)
Lineage: Eukaryota; Viridiplantae; Streptophyta; Magnoliopsida; Aquifoliales; Aquifoliaceae
Source: the annotation of a GenBank genome assembly
AUGGAGUCCAUUCCAGCCACAGGUUGGGUCAACAAUUCUUGGAGAUGGGAGCCUUCUAGCCUGGACGAAUGUGAAGAUUUGAGACGGAAAGUGAAAGGUGGUCUUGUUAAGAAGCCUACUGUAGUAGAGCUUGAACAGAAGGCCAGAAGUCUGCAUGAGGAUAUAACUAAACAUUGGAUUGCCAGAGAACUGGCUUUAUUGGAAAAGCUCAUUGAUCGGGCGAAUGAGAAAGGAUGGAGGCGUGAGCUCUUUGAAUACAUGGAGAGAAAACAGCUCCUACAGACAUCGUCAGAACAAUCACGACUGCUACAAAGUGUUCCCAUUGUUAUUCCUGAUGUAGCAGAGCUCGAAACUAUUGCUGAGGAUAUUAUAGAAGAUAAAAAUGGAGAUGAAACUUUGCCAAAAUUAUUCCUCACAGGUAGUUCUGAAAUUCCGAGUGCCGAGCUGGAAGGCAAAAGAAUUGCUUCAGGUGGGCACCAAAUUGGCACUGAAGGGAGGCAAAGUAUGGUGCGAGACACGCACUCGAGAUUGUCGGCAAAGAAGACGUUGAAGAACGAGAAUUCUUCUCUUGAUUUUCUUGGCCUAAAAUGCUUUGUGUUCACAUUUUUUGUAAUCAUCUUGGAAUUUACCAAAACAUCAUUAAGCCCAACACCCAUAGAUAAGCCUUUAACAAGUUAG